AUGGAAGGAGCCUAUAUGAAGUGCUGCAUAGCAGAUGAAGAUGUGGAGGUUCCUAUCAUAUUUGGAAAAUACAAAAUCAUCAAGAUUAUUGGCACGGGAGCUUUUUCUAUUGUUGCAUUAGUAACCACGUUAUCAAAUAGUCAACUAUAUGCUUGCAAAAUUUGCUCACGCAAAUCUUUGAAUGAGAACAAUUUAUUUUAUCGCUUCGAACGCGAAGUCCGUACUUUACAAACCCUCAACCAUCCAAAUAUUGUUAGAUUGUAUGACGUUGUUUACGAAGAUAAUCUCAUUUAUUUAAUCAUGGAAUACUGCCAGCAUGGCGAGUUAUUCCAAUUCAUUAUCGAUCAACAACGAGUACCAGAAUUUUUGGCGCGCAAUAUUUUCAAGCAAUUAUUAGAUGCCAUUGCUUAUAUUCACUCUAAAUCAGUUGCACAUAGAGAUAUUAAGCCGGAGAAUAUCCUCCUUGAUGCGGAAAAUAAUGCAAAAAUUGCUGACUUUGGCUUAUGUCAUCCCAUCACUAACAAACUCCUUGAAACACCCUGCGGAUCUCCUUUCUACGCACCACCGGAAGUUAUUGCAAACGAGCAAUACGAUGGUAAAGCAAGUGAUGUUUGGUCACUUGGUGUUGUACUUUUUACUAUGGUGACCGGAUCACUUCCAUGGAGACAAGCUAAUCAGACACAACUUUACUUACAAAUUCAAAAUGCGGACUUUGUAAUUCCUGGUUUUGUUACACCAAAUUGCCGUGAUAUAAUACAACGCUGCAUGAGUCAUAAUCCUUCAGAACGUCCAAUGCCAAUGGACUUAAUGAUGCAUCCUUGGUUUGAAGAACAAAAUGAGAUGGCUCAGUUAUUUGGUUCGAAACCAAGGCUUCCCGUUCCUCCUCCAGCAGACUUCAACUUAGCUCCUCAACCUCGUCAACGACCAAUUAUAAUUAGACUAAAACAAUCAUUUUCUGCUCAGGCUGGAAAUUAUCAUCCUGUUUUGCCUCAAAACCUACAGUCUGUAAUAAGGAAAGUACCACGACAGUCAAUGGCUAUCAAACGAAAUUAG
Molecule: messenger RNA, 1053 nt
Organism: Trichomonas vaginalis G3
Lineage: Eukaryota; Parabasalia; Trichomonadida; Trichomonadidae
Product: protein serine/threonine kinase protein
Exons: 1
Coding region: 1-1053 (350 amino acids)
Biological process (GO): protein phosphorylation; intracellular signal transduction
Cellular component (GO): cytoplasm
Molecular function (GO): ATP binding; protein serine/threonine kinase activity
Source: RefSeq, a predicted model, not a curated record